AGUUUGAUGGAAGAGUGACGCAAGAAAGCAAAUUUGGAAUUUUUGGAAGCUGUAUUUUUAUUAUUUUCGUUAGAUUAUGUUGAAUUAUUGAGUUCAUUACUAAAUUGAAAUUUCAUUUUAAUCAAUAUUAUGUUGUUAUUGUAUAUCAAAUGAAAAGUAGUUACAAAUUAAUUAAAGUACAAUGGGAGGUUGUCGCUGUAGUUACCGUACGUGUUCAUUGCGGACUGAUGGGAAGACACACAUGUUUCACUACCCCGUAUUUGACAAAGUACGCUGUCAUCAAUGGAUAACAAAUGCACGGAAAUUAGAAUUUCUCAAUUUGAAAGUGUCGCAGUUGAGGAACAGAGUUGUUUGUCAACAUCAUUUUAAAGAUGAAAACUUUAUGAACUUCAAGAAAGACAAACUCACAUUCGAUGCAGUACCUACGGAAGAUGGACCCUUCUGUGAUCCAAGUGAGUCAGACAAAGCAAAGGCUGAACAAGAUGAAAGCAAGGUGUUCAGCAUAUCUCUGGAUGAUAUUGAAAAUGAAUAUUUGACCAUUGGUGACAAAAAAGCUAAUUUUUCAGUGAAAUAUGGUGAUUUCUUAACUAAUUGUGAAUUAAUGGACUUAAAUUCCUUAAAUACAACCAACCAGGUAAAGGAUAACAGUCAAAUUGAUUUAACUGAUAACACUAAACUGGUACCAGUUAUACCGAAAGAUUUGGUUAUUCCUAAGAAACCUGUAAAAUGUGUGCAACCUCAGAUACGCAAAAGUACCAGAGGAAAACAACUUAAGACUUUUGAGAAAAGUGUCCUAAAUAAUUCUAGUGUUAAGGAGAAUAUAAUAAAUCAUGAUUUGUUCCAAGAUAAUAGUACAAUGCAACCCAAUGUAAUAGAAUUUAGUAAACAAAGUGAAAUACAACAAUCAGACUUAGAAGGAAAUGCUAUAAACUUUACAAUUAAUGUGUCAGAAGUACCAGUUGAGUUCUCUACAUCAGUAUGUCAAGAAGAGAAACCUGUUGGAAAACUAGAACCAGUGUCACCCACCAGAGUCUUAACAUUUCCAAAUAAAAGAAAAGUUUUUAAUUCUAAGCCUACCCCUGGUAUAGAAUUAGUGGAAGUGUCAGUAGCGGAGGAGAUACCAAUGAGAGGAGAGAGAAACCCAGUUACUGAGACAAAUUCAUCAGCAGGUAACAUUCUUGAAAAAUUGAACAAUAAGUCUGAAAUUAUUGAUUUAAGUGAGGGUAUAACAAACACCGAAGUACCGAAAACCAUAAUGAUUAAAAACAGGAAUGCCAAUAAUAUAGCACCAACAACUUCAUUGUUAAAGAAUAAAAUACCUCCAGAGAGAGUAGCAGCUAUAGCAGAGAAACGAAAAUUCAACAUGAAAUUACGAGAUAUAGUUGAAGACUGUUUAGACAAGUUAGAUGAACCACAAAAAACUGAUUACGAAAAGAGACCUACAUUACAAGAAACCAGAUUACUUCAAAGUAAAAAGCGACAAGUUGCAUCUCAUCUCUCUGAAGAAUCACAACUACCUAACGUACAAGACUAUACAUUGGCUUUCCUAGAAGCUAGAAUGAAGAAAAUGGAAAAUAAUUUACUUAAUAAGAUAGAGGAAAAUUCACAGAGAAUAUUGGAGUUAAAACAAGCAUAUGCACCAUCUAGUUCUAAGAGAUCUGUGCACACACAAACACAAGUUGGUGAAGAUGUACAUAAGAGACAUUUGUAUCAGGAACUAUCUAAAUAUUUAAGCCAAGAAGCUAACAGUUUAUUGUAUGAAGAACUUUUUAUAAAUAAAUAUACUAAGGAUAUGCCUAAAUGUACCUCUCCGAAACGACGGAAACGUAGGUGA
Messenger RNA from Spodoptera littoralis (African cotton leafworm), 1834 nucleotides. Lineage: Eukaryota; Metazoa; Arthropoda; Insecta; Lepidoptera; Noctuidae. The record is from the annotation of a GenBank genome assembly.